Messenger RNA from Plectropomus leopardus (leopard coralgrouper), 793 nucleotides. Lineage: Eukaryota; Metazoa; Chordata; Actinopteri; Perciformes; Serranidae. The record is from RefSeq and is a predicted model, not a curated record.
GGGCCACCAGGCACCCUGUCAGGAGCCAGAUUUGGCCCGCGGGCCGUAAGUUGAGUAUCGCUGAUGUGGGACGUUAACAUGUCUCCAUUGUCCCCUGAUGUUCCCCGCUGUCUCUGCAGAGCUCCAGUCUGAAGACGGCUCUGCUGGAUUACAUCAAGCGCUGCCUCCCUGCAGACAGCGAGAAGCACAACAUGGUGGCGCUGUGCUUCAGCAUGAGGAGGGAGAUCGGAGAAAACCACGAGAUGGCGGCGAGAACGCAGCUGAAGAUCAUCGAGUCUCAGGCGUGGGUCGUCACCGCUGAUCUGAAGAGCUCGCUGCUCAAAGUGUUGGCGCUGCUGAAGGACGCCGCCGAGAGCUUCUCGAAGGACUCGUGUGUGCGUCAGGCCGCUCGCUGUGUCCGAACCGCCAAGCUGGUCGCUCUUCAGCUGCACUUCCUGAACCAGGGAUCGGAUCUGCGCAUCAUCAACCUGCGACCUGCGGAGCUGCUGAACGCCGUCGCGGCGCUCCCACGAUGCUACCAGGUGUUCGUGGUGUCCGAGGCGUACAGCUACAGUCCGGACUGGGCUGAGAUUUUGUACCAGAAGGUGAUCCUGAAGGGGGACUUUGUUUACCUGGAGGAGCUCAAACGCCACCGCCCGCUCACCUCCGGCCUGUUUGAGGACAUUUUCAAGAAGUAAGACAGUCAGACUCUCUGUGACGGAGCUGCUGGACAAACGCCGCAGCCUCGCUCCGAGAGCACAGGCUCCUCCGAGCAGGUUGUCUACGGAAGCUCUUCGUGGCCGUGCGUUCAUAC